AUGGCUAACGUCCACAUGGAGAUUCUACAAGACGGUCGGCUCUUGAAGCACCAAUGUAAAAUCUGUCUAAAAUCCUACUUGUACGAAAGCGGGCUCAAGUUGCACUACUCCAGUCAUCAUCGAGAACUGGGAAUUGACUAUUCUGUGAUUUGUGAUGUUUGUGGAAAGAGUCUUUCUUGUAAAAGCAAGCUCAAACAACACCUACGCACUCACACUGGGGAUAAACCGUUCCCUUGUCCUAUUUGUUCCAGGAAAUUCAUCACCAAGGAUUUAAUGACCUCCCAUAUGAGAGUACACACUGGUGAAAAGCCCUACGUCUGCAUGUACUGUGGUAAAGAGUUCGCACAGGGAGCCCCAUAUCGGUACCACUUAAAGACCCACACUGGAGAGAAGUCUUGUAGUUGUCACAUGUGCGGAAAACAGUUUAUUUCGAAAGGAAAUAUGAGGAUCCAUUUAAAGAGUUGUUAUAUUAAGAAAGAAAUCUUUAAAGAUGAAGGGUAUGCAUUGCAACAUGUUUCAGUUCGUUUGAAAACUGAGCCUGACAACUAA
Messenger RNA from Diabrotica virgifera virgifera (western corn rootworm), 549 nucleotides. Its product is annotated as gastrula zinc finger protein XlCGF49.1-like. NCBI's taxonomy places the organism in Eukaryota, Metazoa, Arthropoda, Insecta, Coleoptera, Chrysomelidae. Gene Ontology annotation, molecular function: DNA-binding transcription factor activity, RNA polymerase II-specific; RNA polymerase II cis-regulatory region sequence-specific DNA binding. Gene Ontology annotation, biological process: regulation of transcription by RNA polymerase II. The coding region runs from base 1 to 549 and encodes 182 amino acids. The transcript has a single exon. The record is from RefSeq and is a predicted model, not a curated record.